Molecule: messenger RNA, 1804 nt
Organism: Diuraphis noxia (Russian wheat aphid)
Lineage: Eukaryota; Metazoa; Arthropoda; Insecta; Hemiptera; Aphididae
Gene: Rad1
Product: Radiation insensitive 1
Biological process (GO): DNA damage checkpoint signaling; DNA repair
Cellular component (GO): checkpoint clamp complex; nucleus
Source: RefSeq, a predicted model, not a curated record
AUAAUAGUCUAUAUAAUUUAUACGAAUAUUUAAUUUUUGAUUUAUGAGUAUAAUAUAUACAUACGUAUUUAUAUGUGAUCUAAGCCUGCCAAGACUAACGUCUGACUUAAUCCAACUAAAUUUGAGUUUUGACGAUGGUUUCAUAAAAACUGGUUUAUGAAUUAUUAAGUUUGCUAAAAAUAAUAUUGUUYUAUGCGUUUUCAUUAAACCUUAGUAGAAUCGUAUUAUUUAAAUAUAAAUGUGAUUCCAAUAUUUCAUUAAAAUAUAUUAUUACAGUCAUUAAUAUGGAUGUUGAUGAUAAUGAUUCAUUUGAAGAGAAGUAUUUAUUAGUCGCUAAAGCUGACAAUGUCAAACACAUUUCGUCUUUGUUGAGGGCUGUUAAUUUUAAAGACGUUGGUGUGUGUUUUGCAACCGAACAUGGUUUGAAAAUUGUGGUAGAAGAUUCCAAAUGUGUACAAGCAAACACGUUUAUUGGCAGUGAAAUAUUUCAAGAAUAUCACCUUAAUGAUGAUACGGUUGCCUUUCGUGUUGAUCUCAAUACUUUAAUUGAAUGUCUAACAAUCUUUGAUGGGUGUUCAACUAAUCCUAGUUCCACAACUGCUUUAAAGUUGACAUACAAAGAAUAUGGUUCUCCAGUGAAAUUAUUGUUAGAAGAAGGUGGAAUCAUUACCGACUGUUCGUUGAGAACAAUGGAAGUGUUUGAUAUUUUAGACUUUAGUAUACCAGCAGAAUCGACUACCAGUAAAAUUAUAUUAAGGUCCUCAGAUUUUAAAGACAUUCUUAGUGAUAUAGAUAGCACAUCUGAUUACGUUGAAUUUACAUUUUCUGAAGAGCCGCAGUUUUUUAAAAUUUUAACUUCUGGAAUUGCAGGAAAAUGUAGUGUUGAGAUACCAUCUAAAAGUGAAAUAAUGGAGCAGUUUGUUUGCAACACGUCAAUUACUGUCAAAUAUAAAUAUAAACAGAUUAAACCUUUUUUAAAAUGUAUGAACAUAUCACAAAAGACAUUGAUACGAACAAAUGAGGAAGGACUGUUGUGUUGUCAAUUCAUGGUGCAAGUGGACAGCCAUACUUGUUAUUUAGAAUAUUUUUGCACACCAAUUGUAGAUGAAGACUGAUGCAUAAACUUUAGAUACGAAACAUAUUUUGUUAUUUCAUAACUCACUACUAUUGAUUGUUACUUAAUUUUAUUAAAUAUAUUACAACUUAAAAUCUAAAAACUAAUGAAAAAUUGAAUUUAGUUAUACAGRAUGAUUCAUUUAUGUGGCUAUUUAUCUUGAAAAUAAUUUUUUUUUUUUUAACUUUUUAAUUUAUUUUCACCCUAAUAUUUAUUGGUGAGAUUACUAUCAACUUCUCAUUUUCAAAUGGUAACAUAAUGUCAUGAAUUAAUAAAACCAUUUUUUUUAUAAAAUUUUUAAAAUUUUUAUAUUUCGCUGAUUGGUUUGUGAGAUACAGCUCAUUUAAGGUUUGGUAUUUUUUUACUAUUUUUCCAAUAAUUGCAAAGACCAAGAGCUAGUGAUGAAUUCGAUAUCAUUGAAUCCAAGGUAACAAAAUAAAUCCAAUUAGUCAAUGAGUAACUAAAAAAGUACAAUAGUAAUUUUUAAUUAAUUGUUAUUUAUUUUGUUGUCUUGGAUCAGUGAUAUCAAAUUUAUCAAGAGCUCCUGGUCWUUACAAAUAUUGGAAAAAUAGUAAAAACCACCAAACUUUAAGGUGCUGUAUGUCACAAACCUKAAACCAAUCAACGAAAAAUAAAAUGUUAACAGUUAAAUUUAUGAAAAAAAAAUGGUUUUAUUAAUUCAUGACAUUU